GAAUAUGUUUAAUUAGAGACUUGUGCACAGCUGCCUGUAGGCUGUACACAGGAAAUAGGCAGAGUAAAGCGGAUAAUAUUACAGCGCGAGACGGGCCGGGGAGGCGUGCCUGGUCGCCAUGGAGAUCGGGGUAACAUGGCGAGUUUUUCGAGCUGAUCAAACAGUGGUUUUAUUUUUGAUUUUUAAACUCGCUUUAGAUAUGCAAAGCUUACGGCUUGUUCAGCUCCCCCUAUUAUGGGUAAUCUGAAUACACGCAAGGCGUUUGAAUUUUCGGAGGGAUGGAAUAUUACAGGAUAAUCAAAAAAAUCGGAGAAGGGACGUUUUCCGAGGUGGUGAAAACCCAAAGUCUAAGAGAUGGGAAAUACUACGCGUGCAAAACAAUGAAGCAGUCCGUCGACAGUUUGGAGCAGGCAAACAACCUGAGAGAAAUUCAAGCUAUGAAGAGGCUGAAUCCCCACCCUAACAUCAUUCAGCUGCAUGAAGUCAUCUUUGACAAAGAAACGGGUACCCUCUCCUUGAUAUGUGAAUUAAUGGAAAUGAACAUCUAUGAGUUAAUACAAGGUCGGCAGCAUCCUUUGCCUGAGAAUAAAGUGAAAUACUACAUGUACCAGCUAUGCAAGUCACUGGAUCACAUGCAUAGAAAUGGGAUCUUCCACAGAGAUGUCAAACCAGAGAACAUCCUAAUCAGACAGGAUGUGCUGAAGCUGGCCGACUUUGGCUCCUGCAGGAGCGUCUACUGCAGGCCGCCACACACGGAGUACAUCUCCACGCGUUGGUACCGGGCCCCUGAGUGCCUGCUCACCGACGGCUACUACUCACACAAGAUGGACGUGUGGAGCGCCGGAUGCGUCUUCUUUGAGAUCCUCAGCCUCAACCCCCUGUUCCCUGGCACCAAUGAACUGGACCAGGUUUCCAAGAUCCACGAAGUUUUGGGAACACCAGACCCUAGUCUCCUCUAUAAAUUCAAGCAGUCGCGUGCGAUGAGCUUCGACUUCCCCCCGCAGAAGGGCUGCGGCCUGUCGCGGCUCAUCCCACACUGCUCGCCCACCAGCCUGGCGCUGCUGCACCGCAUGCUGGAGUAUGACCCCGAGGACCGCAUCGGCGCCGGGGCCACGCUGCAGCACCCCUGCUUCCGAGAGCUGCGGCUGGCGGAAAGGAGGGCGGGCGGCCAGCGCAGGGCAGUCAGGACGGUCGAAGGCGGAGAGGGCGGCACGCCGGCCAACCCCGUGGACCAGCUAUGGCGCAUCGCCAGGCAAGGACGGCGGCAGCUCCUGGGCAGACACGUAGCUGAGCCGCUGCUCAGGCAGAACGGGCCGCCGUUCCCGGUGGAGCUCCCAAAGCUAAAUGUGGUGAUGCCCACGCCAAAGAUUUCGUCCUUUCCCAUCAACACCCUGCCAGCCCUCCCCGUCACCCACCGCGGGUCUCUACCAGCCAUCACAUCCAAAAAGUGCCACUCGCACCUAUCCAAGGUAAACAUAGGCGAUUCCACUUCCUAUGAAAGCAGCAAUGCCCGUAUAUCUCUACAGCUGGCCCCUGUAGACCAAAAACGGUGAAGCAGGAGCAUCUCAUGCGAAGGUGAAGCAACACCAGCCAAACUCCACUGUUCUCACCUUCCUUGACAAAUGUCGGGAAAUCGGAAUUGGCAUCUUGUUGGUUUAUUGACCAGGGAGUUCUGAGUGAUGAUCUUUGCUUCCUGCAGCCUACAGAGUCGUCGCACCGGAGAAACUUCAAAACCUGCCUCAUGCCUUCCAUAGACCCGAAGGUCAGUGGCUGCUAAGGUUCAAAUGCUAAAGACUCAAAACAAGAGCGCCCCCCACAUGUUGGGGAACGGAACUGCAAGUCCAUCUGGCUGUGAGUCACCAGCCUAACAAAAAAGAACCACUUCUCUGUGCUUUUUAAUACACAUACUUAUGUUGCCACCUUGU
Molecule: messenger RNA, 1925 nt
Organism: Paramormyrops kingsleyae
Lineage: Eukaryota; Metazoa; Chordata; Actinopteri; Osteoglossiformes; Mormyridae
Product: MAPK/MAK/MRK overlapping kinase
Biological process (GO): protein phosphorylation
Molecular function (GO): ATP binding; protein kinase activity
Source: RefSeq, a predicted model, not a curated record